Bufo bufo (common toad) is the source of this 2784-nucleotide messenger RNA. RefSeq names its product zinc finger DHHC-type palmitoyltransferase 7 (gene ZDHHC7). NCBI's taxonomy places the organism in Eukaryota, Metazoa, Chordata, Amphibia, Anura, Bufonidae. Gene Ontology annotation, molecular function: protein-cysteine S-palmitoyltransferase activity. Gene Ontology annotation, biological process: protein targeting to membrane; peptidyl-L-cysteine S-palmitoylation. The transcript is spliced from 8 exons. Gene Ontology annotation, cellular component: Golgi apparatus; endoplasmic reticulum. The record is from RefSeq and is a predicted model, not a curated record. Bases 234 to 1148 code for a protein of 304 amino acids.
AUCUUCCGAAGUCGCCUUCAACGCCUCCGGAAAGAGCCGAUCCCAGCGACCCCGGAAGUAGCAGCUGGAGCCAGGCAGGGGCUGUGGUGGCCGGCGGCGUCCGAGGGGACAAUGGAGGAGAGCGGCGGCGGCGACAGAUUUCUUCGGACAUGAUCAGACGUCGGUCGUGGGGUCAGGAGCCGCGUGCGAUGUCCGCGUAACGAUUAUCCAAACUGUGAGGUCACAUUUCAGACAUGCAGGCGUCAGCACAUCGCUUCCGUGAUGUGGAGCACCAUCCUCUGCUUAAUGAGAGCGAUGGCUUCAACUCCUCCCCCUCAGAGGCGGAGCUGGCGGACAGGCUGUGGUUCAUCCGCGAUGGCUGCGGCAUGGUCUGCGCUGUGAUAACAUGGAUGCUGGUCUUCUAUGCAGACUUUGUGGUGACUUUUGUAAUGCUGCUCCCCUCCAGAGACUUUUGGUAUUCAGUUAUUAAUGGGACCAUGUUCAACUGCUUGGCAGUGCUGGCGCUGACCUCCCACCUGAGGACAAUGCUGACUGAUCCGGGGGCAGUGCCCAAAGGAAAUGCGACCAAGGAAUAUAUGGAGAGUUUACAGCUGAAGCCGGGCGAGGUGAUCUACAAGUGUCCGAAGUGCUGCAGCAUCAAACCAGAGCGCGCCCACCACUGCAGUAUCUGUAAGCGAUGUAUCCGGAAGAUGGACCACCACUGCCCCUGGGUCAAUAACUGCGUCGGGGAGAAGAACCAGCGAUUCUUUGUCCUCUUCACAAUGUACAUCGCGCUCAUCUCCCUCCACGCGCUCGUCCUGUGCGUCCUCCAGCUCUUCACCUGCGUCCAGGGGCAGUGGACAAGCUGCAGCUCGUUCUCACCCCCGGUCACGGUCAUCCUCAUGAUCUUCCUCUGCCUGGAGGGGUUCCUCUUCCUCACCUUCACCGCCGUCAUGUUCGGGACCCAGAUUCACUCGAUAUGUAACGAUGAGACGGAAAUCGAGCGACUAAAGAGCGAGAAGCCGACCUGGGAGCGGCGACUGCGCUGGGAGGGAAUGAGGUCCGUCUUCGGGGGGCAGCCAUCUUUCCUGUGGAUUAACCCCUUUGCCGGUCUCCAAAUCAGACGUUUCCUGAGAGCGCGGAAAGGAGGCACCGAGUUCUCGGUUUGAGAUUUACCCCGGAAUAAGACGUGUUAUUCAGACGACCAAAAGACACAAGGAGCUUACAAUCAAAUUUACGGAUUUGUUUUUAAUUGAAGAGACUUCAGAGAUGCGGACAGUGUGGGGUCUGGAGGGUCUUCUCUUCUGCUACAGGGUCCGGAUUGUUUUUUUUAGUUCAUGUCUACAGAUUUUUUUUUAUCAGGAUGAGAUUUUAUGGCGGGAGACGAGAGCCGCCCUGAUCCGGUUGGGCGGUGUCAGCAUGCAGGUCCUGCUCCACGUGUGCAUGGCGGCUGUAGGCUCUGGGCUCGCUCCGCUCUCCGCUUCAUCUCCUCCUCCGUCCCUCCCCCCCCUCCUGCGCUCUCAUUGCAGUUGCCAUCUUGAUCUAGAUGCUGCAGAACAUCUUGGCGCCGGGCAGUAGGAGGUUUGUGGCGCCAGGUUUAGUGUCUUCAGGCAACACGCAGCUCCACUGUGACAUCAUUUACUGGUUAAAGCUGCGGGUUAUACUGGUUCACAAUUCUGUACACCAGUCACUCCCAGAGCUGAAUUCACAAUUCUGUUGCACCAUAUCUUCAAUCACAUCCCGAGCUGAACCCACUAUUCUCUUAUAUCAUGUCUUAGGCUCCAGUCACAUCCAGAGCUGCAGUCAACAUUUUGAUAUUGCAUCAUACCUUAAACUCCAAUUGCAUCCAGAGCUACAUUCACAUUUGUUACAUUUUGUCUUCAGUCACAUCCAGAGCUGAAUUCACAACUGUUAUAUCAUGCUUUAUUCUCCAAUCUUAUCCGGAGCUCCAGUGACCAUUGUGAUGUUACAUCAUGUCUUAUACUCCACUCACAUCUAGAGCUGCCGUCAGAUUGUUACUUAAUGUCCUGUACCUCAAUGACACCCACAGCUGCAUUCACAAUUCUGUUAAAUCAUGUCUUAUGCUGCAGUCACAUCUAGAGCUGCAUUCACAAUUCUUUUUAUAUCCUGUCUAAUGCUCCGUUCACAUCUAGAGCUUCUGUUACAACGUUGAUUUUAAAUCAUUCCUUUCCCCUUGUCAUGUGCAGAGCUGUAAUCACAAUUCAGCUAGCUAAAAUGUCAGAAUAUGGAUGCUGCAGCGAUCAGUGGAUGGUUGGCACCCCCAGCUGUAGUCAGCGGGGCGUUCCCCCUGUGGCGGCCACUACAGGGGAAGUGAAGUAUUGCAUGGCAGUAAUUUGGCUGAAUGACCAGAGAGCGUUUCCAUUCUCACUCAUUUGGGGGAACCCUCCCUAUGGUGUGCCCAUAUAGCCAGGGGGCAACCCCUUUAAGUCCUGCAGCCGGAGAGCUAAACGAAUUGUGGCUGCAGCUCUGGCUGUGACUGGAGUACAGUACUCAUGCAGCAAUAACCUGGGACAUGAUGUGUCACAGUGGAGCUGCGAAUCCGUGACGUGCAGGGGCCGCCGUGAUUGUGCUGUCUGAUCCGCUCAGGACAAGCGGCUUCUGCAGAGUAGUCACCGCUUCUCCUGCGUGUCCCAGCAUGAACCUGGGCGCCGGCUCCUUCACCUCUCCUCAUUGUAAAUCAUCCUGUGUCCGGGGAGCGCCGUUGUCUCGUGUAUGGGGCAUGCCGUUGCGGAUGAUGAGAGUUUUCUUAUGCACUGAUUUGUGAAAUAAAGUAUUGAACUCGUU